This is a messenger RNA of Lymnaea stagnalis (great pond snail), 10912 nucleotides long. The record is from the annotation of a GenBank genome assembly. Lineage: Eukaryota; Metazoa; Mollusca; Gastropoda; Lymnaeidae.
CAGCCAAUCAGAAGCUUGUUUCUUGAUGACCUCGAGGUCUGCAAUAGACAAGAACAAGGCAGUGAGUAGGUCCAUUCAAGCCUUGUUGAAAUUGUGACAUACAAUUUUUUUUAAAAUCCACUUUUGUGUAUACCAAUUGGGAUAUUUAUUUUUAUUCGUAUCGGGAUUAGUCUGUAAUCUUAUCUUGCAUCCUUAUAUUAGUUCAACAUCACAAGAUAAUUUUUUUUUUCUCUUUUCCUUUUUAUCUAUAAUAGUUAACCCUCCCGAAUAUGUGUGCAUCCAUUAUUGUCUAAGUGUGGAUGGAUUAUUGUCAAUGUCUAAGGUGACAUUAAUGUUUGCAUGUUCACUCGUGUAUGUAUGUAUUAAUGUGUGUGUUUGAUACAUGUGUUUGUACGGGGGAUGAUUGAACAUGUGUUCUAAAAUACUUGAAAUUCGUUUAUUUUUUUAAUUUUAUUUAUGAAAAUGGACGAAAUUCAAAUACUAGAAAGUCUUAAAGAGCACAGAUAUUAAAAAUAAAUGUAUAUAAGUGUUUAUUAUAAAAGAUCCAAUUUUCAAAGAUUUUAUUCUGAACAGGGAGGUUGCAUUGUUUUCUAACAGGAUCACCACACGAUACUUAGAUCCUGGGCUGUGAAAGACUUUGCUCCCACCUGCAGUCAAUACAUCCAGCUGUUCAAGGCCACCAACUCGCUACACAUCGGCCAUACAGGUGACACGGCUUAAUGGACAGUGUCGGCGUUGUGAGGGGUAGCGAGGCGUCGGGGGUCUUCGAGGUGCCUUUGGUUUUAUUUUUAUGACCAAGGCAGGCUGGCACCUUAUACGGUAUCCAUAAUUUACGUCACUUUUUACCCCCCCCCCCUUUUCACGUCACCCAUUUUUUCACAAAAUGUAGGCACCAUCGACACACAUCGUCAUAUUUCCUUGACCCCCAUCCUCGCCCCCCCCAUCUGGGUGAGUGACGUCAUUUAUGGAUUGCCCCGUGAUAGAAAAUUCAAUGCCUCACUCUUACUCCCUUUCAUUCAUUAAUAAUCUUUAUCCGUUACUGUCUCCCUACUCACCCUCUCUCUUCCUCCUCCUCUUUCUCCAUUUCUCAUACUCAUUCUUUUAGUCCUCAUCUUUUUAUUUAUAUUGACCAUUUCUCUGACCUCGAUCACUCAUCACUUCUCUGACCUCGAUCACUGACCAUUUCCUACAGAUCAUGUUGUAUGUGAAGACGACUUGGCGUACACCCUCCUGGCCUUCAACUGUUGGAUCCCCGGCGUGUCCACCUUUGUGAGCCACCUGAUCCACGCACGACCCACCGAGUAAGUUGGGCCACACCGAGUAAGUUGGCUACACCGAGUAAGUUGGGCCACACCGAGUAAGUUGGGCCACACCGAGUAAGUUGGGCCACACCGAGUAAAUUGACCACACCGAGUAAGUUGGGCCACACCGAGUAAGUUGGCCACACCGAGUAAGUUGGGCCACACCGAGUAAAUUGACCACACCGAGUAAGUUGGCCACACCGAGUAAGUUGGGCCACACCGAGUAAAUUGACCACACCGAGUAAGUUGGCCACACCGAGUAAGUUGGGCCACACCGAGUAAAUUGACCACACCGAGUAAGUUGGCCACACCGAGUAAGUUGGGCCACACCGAAUCAUUCGGUCACUGAACUCGUUCGUAUCUUUUAGACCUGCUAGUUUAACAUUAACUUUUAUUUUCCAUUUAUAUCAUUGGUUAACAAUCCUAUUGUUAAAUGUCAACCAGUGUUAAAUGAAAGAUCUUGUGACUGUAUCAUAUGGGUGGUUUAACAUUAUACUUUUUGUUCAUGUUUUGACAAAUUGAUUACGUUUGACAUGAACGCUGAUUUUGAGGAUAGAUUGAACAUUUCAUCGAUAUCAUUUUCCCACACUAAGCGCAGAUGAAAAUGUUGCGCUCUUAGCUGAUCUAUUUAAACAUGUUCAUCGAUCUGUUUUUGACACAGAUCAGUCAUGCGACAUUAUUUGAAUCAAAAAUCACAAAGUUCGAAAACAUAAUGGGUCCCAAGGCAUAGCUCGGAUACAUAACAUGUGUAGACAAAUAGAUUCAACACCUGGUUAACUCCAAUCGUGCUGAUAAUGCGAAUGUCUUAAACUUAAGGGAUCGAUACCAGUAAAGAAGACAUUUUUUUAGAUACAGAAGUUUUUUUUUUCCUUUAAAUAAUCGAUUUUCAAUAUUUGGACAAAGUUUGAAUAAAGUGGUGAGAUGUGCUUUGGUUAAAUUAUUAAAACUGUCAUUGCUACCGUUUUGUCUUCAUUUCAUUUGUUGAAAGUGUAAAACUGUCUCCCGUGUGAUAUCAGGCUUUCAUUACAUUUUGCUACAAAGUAAUUGUUGUCAAAACGGUUAUCUUAGGGAAUUUUUCUUUUACAAUGUUUCUCGUUGUGUACUGGUUUACUGAGACUUGGUCUAGAAAUCUUUACACUGCGAGACAAUAUUGAUUAGAGUUAUCUUGAUUAGAGUUAUCUUGAUUAGAGUUAUCUUGAUUAGUGUUACCUUGAUUAGAGUUAUCUUGAUUAGAGUUAAUAUAACAAACUGAACAAAUGUCCCUCCUUCUGGUUUUGCAUAUAUCUAAUAUCUUGAAAUGUACUCCACAAGACAUCGAUGUACAUAUCAACAACCCGCAACUCGGUGUGUAGAUUUUGUCACUUCUAACAUCUCUGACUCUAAAUGUUUCUAUUAUUGUGUAAAUGAUUUUUGUUGUUCUCAGCGGAGUCCCGUUGGCCAGUAAACAGGUUCAAAGGAACCCUACUCGGAUGGAGGUCCAACACGCUCAGCUACAAACGAGUGACUUCUUGCGUGAACACGAGGGGCACACAUUCCCCAGGGCUGCUGCUGAUGUCUAUAAGAGGUGAUGAAACUUUUUAAAAUGAACGCUGAAGGUCUAUGGGAACAUACGAUUGCAAAACAUUCAGCCGCAUUUUUAAUGUUGGCUCUAUCAUGUUAAUCGUUUGUUAUCAUGCUAAAUAAUUAUUUUUUAAAAAUGAAAGGCUGAAAUAGGCAUUUUAAUAUAGGACCAAUUUAGUUUUAGAUAGACAUAUUCAUAGAGAGAAUCCGCGGCAUCGGUUCUACAUAUUUUAAGACAUUUGAAAUGUGGACACAUUAACACGCGCCUCCAUAUUUGUUAUGGUCAGUUCUUAUAUGGUGUAAGAAGGGUGAGACAUUCACAUUCCUAUGGCGUUAAAAAACAACUGAUGCAUCGUUCUAACAGAUACGGCGUCAUUCUACUGGCUGUGGCAGACAGCGAGACUCCAAGUCUGAUCAUAAAACUCAACCCUGGACAUGACUACAAACUGAAGGUACGGGUCAGCUUUUAAAUAUUUGAUUAUAGAUCGAAUUGAAAAAAAAAAAAGAAUUCUUUUUAAUUAAUUUCUGUUUAAAAGGGCAGUUUACAAUUGUAUUGCACACACAAAACAUAAAAUAACAACGUAGAUUUGGGUUUAAAUGAGCAUGUGUUAUUGUUACGUCUCUGGUUGCAAUUUCUCAUUGUUACAACAUGCUGUGGUCGGGGGGUGUGUGUGUGGGGGGGGGGGUGGGGCUCGAGGGGACGGAUUUAGCACAAGCCGGUCAAUAAACCCGCCUUGUCUCAGGGUUUAUUACAUUGUAGCAUGUGUUAUUGUUACGUCUCUGGUUGCAAUUUCUCAUUGUUACAACAUGCUGUGGUCGGGGGGUGUGUGUGUGGGGGGGGGGGUGGGGCUCGAGUGGACGGAUUUAGCACAAGCCUGUCAAUAAACCCGCCUUGUCUCAUGGUUUAUUACAUUGACGUGUUGUUGUUUUUUUUCACGGCUAUUGCUGUGUCUCCCACAGGCUCAAGACGUGUGUUAUUACAUGGGAGAGUUGGAAGGUGAUACGAUUUCGAAUGAUCCGAAAUUGAAGAGAUCAGCUGAGUUAAAUUCAUCUCAGUGUCCACGGAGAACACUUGCAUUUGAAGGCCGGACAUAUACAGGUUUUAACUUAAUCCUUUAGCGGCUCUUCGAAAUAAUCCCAAUCAUUUCAUUCUGUUUGGGUACAUGUAUAUUCAAAAUCUGUAAUUUUUUUUUUUUUUUACAGCAUGUAAUAAUAUAAACCUAAAAUCCGUGUACUGACUGAUGCAAGGUCAUAAUGAAAAUAAAUAAAUAAAUAAAAUAAAGUACAUUUUUAAAAGAAUAUUUUAAAAUAUUUAUUUGGAUAUUACAUGCAGUAAGGUGCUGUGUAUGUUCCUUACAGACGAAUCCAGGGAAACGCGUCACAGCCAUCGACUGUCAGGUUCGACCACGGCGACGGCUUUGUCUCGGCAAGGGAGGUAAUGUUGAUAAGCAAAAUCACAUCACAUUUCAUAAUGUUAUAGCCCUUUAGUUUUCCUCUUACCGCUCGAUCACAAGUCUUUAUAACCAUUUUGCGUGCUAAAUGGGCCGCAAAAAGAACUCACCAAAAAGAACCCACCACAUUUAUUCAUUCAUAAUAUGGAAAUAAAUAUGUUCAUUUUUCGAAAGGGAUAAGCACAAAAAUCAGUCUUUGCCCCGGGCGCAGCUUUUCCAUGACACAGCCCUGCUGAUGUGUUAGUUAUUGCAGCUUUUCCAUGACACAGCCUUGCUGAUGUGGUAGUUAUUGCAGCUUUUCCAUGACACAGCCCUGCUGAUGUGGCAGUUAUUGCAGCUUUGCCAUGACAUGGCACUGCUGAUGUGGUAGUUUUUUUUGUUUUUUUUUAAGCUUCAAGACCACACCAGAAGCCCGUGUCUCUGCGAAAUGAAAUAAUCUCUGUAAAAUAAAGUAUAUUUCUUUAAAGCAGCAAAAGGAAAAGUGUCUUUUGUAUAACCUUCUUCAAGGUAUUUCGGCUAAACUUUGACUUCAUUCAGCGACUGACUGCAAAUCAUCAGUUGUGUGACUUACUGAUCAGGAAUGUGGGGUCGGGGGCUACAACCUCUGAGAGUUGAACAAUUUGAUUGUUUUAAAGUUUCAUAGUACUGAAUAAACUAAUUAAAUAAUGCAACAAAAAAAAAAGUAUAUUCACAGGUUUUGUGUCAUAGAAAAACCCAGCAAUAUUUGACACAAGUGUCAUUCCUGUUUUCAGACUUACAGUUGGUUCACCCCCUGCUACAAUUAUUCCAAGGUUAUGGUCAAGCAAAUGUCAUAUUCUCAAAGAAUCUCGAACACAAUGUUGUCUACAGUGGCGUAAGGUAGAGAAGAUCAAUAGAAAAUGUGACCCGGAAGGAAAAAGAAAGGAAUAAAUGAGGGGGGGGGGUGUAAUUUUUCGAAUUUUUAUAAUCAUAUUAAAUUACAUAGUUAACUUUUUUAAACAAAGCAUAUUUCUAACUGACUAAGUCUCCAUCGCUGCAUAUUUCUAACUGACUAAGUCUCCAUCGCUGCAUAUUUCUAACUGACUAAGUCUCCAUCGCUGCAUAUUUCUAACUGACUAAGUCUCCAUCGCUGCAUAUUUCUAACUGACUAAGUCUCCAUCGCUGCAUAUUUCUAACUGACUAAGUCUCCAUCGCUGCAUAUUUCUAACUGACUAAGUCUCCAUCGCUGCAUAUUUCUAACUGACUAAGUCUCCAUCGCUGCAUAUUUCUAACUGACUAAGUCUCCAUCGCUGCAUAUUUCUAACUGACUAAGUCUCCAUCGCUGCAUAUUUCUAACUGACUAAGUCUCCAUCGCUGCAUAUUUCUAACUGACUAAGUCUCCAUCGCUGCAUAUUUCUAACUGACUAAGUCUCCAUCGCUGCAUAUUUCUAACUGACUAAGUCUCCAUCGCUGCAUAUUUCUAACUGACUAAGUCUCCAUCGCUGCAUAUUUCUAACUGACUAAGUCUCCAUCGCUGCAUAUUNACCGUGGGGGGGGGGGGGGGGGGGGGGGGGGUUAAAUAACAUUGACGAUAACCAAUAACAUCCUGUCAUGUUUGUAUUUGUUAUUCUACUUCUUGCAGUCCAGCAGACAAGUUGUUCCUGGACACCCUGGCUGAAUUUCCCUGUGUUUACUACAUGAUCGGAACACUGACAAGGCGAGUACUGUGCUAACACUAAACGUGGGAUGUAAUGAAAGUGAAUGUUGUUAAGUGCGAGCCUCAUUGGGAUGCGUGCGUCUGUGCAUAUGUGCAUGAGAAGGUGUGCAUCUCUGCGUGAGCAAAUCGUCUCGUGAUGACAACAGUGUUUGUUGUAAGAUGGAUACAUUCAUUUUAAUACGACUGAGUUCAAGGACGUUCACACCUCCCCUUGACUGGUCAAAAAUCUAUUCCCACAGCGCCCUAAUAGAGUCGACACUACCAGAUCCAAGCCACCUGGUUGUGUUCGAUCUCGACCUUGACUCGGAUGUCGGUGCUGACGAUUGCAUGACGGAUGCAAAUACCAUCAUCACAGUACAGACAUUGAUACGGUAGAGCUAUUUUAACAGUGCUCAUAAUAUCACUACCAUCAUCACAGUACAGACAUUGAUACGGUAGAGCUAUUUUAACAAUGCUCAUAAUAUCACUACCAUCAUCACAGUACAGACAUUGAUACGGUAGAGCUAUUGUAACAGUGCUAACAAUGUCAAUCAAUCAUCAAUAAUUUAUUAUUAUGUUUUAACAGCUAAAUGUAUUAUAUUAGUCACAAAUAAAAUUUCUCUAGGCAUUGCCGCCGCCAUUGUUGACAGGUUAGCUCUAGUAUCGGAUUACAAACGUAGUGUAUGUGUAGCAUGUGUUGUGGUAGCUGCAAACUUCUAACCAUAAGGGAAUAGGACAUGGCGAGCCGACCCGCGGCGUAGCAUCCGUCGCAGAAUGGCUCGCUGGCUCAGAGCUUGUUGGGGUGUCCGCAUGGCUGGCAAGCGAAGGUGGUGCAGGAAAGGGGGGGUGGGUGGUAGCUUCACCACAGUGCGCGUGUCUCGAGACCAACGAUGGGCAGGCAAGGGAAGGGAAGGUUUGCCUGCGUAUUGCUUGCUUACUCUGGCGUAUCUAUAUAUAGCUUGCGUCGUCUUGCUUGCUCUAGUAUCUGGCGUAUUAUAUAUAGAGAUACUAUUUAUAUAACAUUAUUUAACCGAUAAUUUUAAUAUUCGUUUUAGGGCGUUGUAAGAGGGUGUGCCCCCCCCCCCUUGGGGAAACACUAUUUUCUCAAUAUAUAUUUUCUCAGGGGUGGCAAUUUCGGCAACCUACAGAGUUUUUUUUUUGUUUUUCUUUUGCAAGGGAAGCCAAAAUCUUAGCACCCCUAUCAGCAUAUAGCUACGUGACUGUUUCAUUGUCUUUUUUGUGUGGUCUUUUUUAAAAAUCAGAUCAUGAUAUCAAGAAAAUUGGAAGUUUGCCCCGAUUCUGAUCUCAUCCUAUAAUUCUGAUCUCAUCCUAUGAUUCUGAUCUCAUCCUAUGAUUCUAAUCUCAUCCUGUGAUUCGGAUGUCAUCCUGUGAUUUGGAUGUCAUCCUGUGAUUCUGAUCUCAUCUUAUGAUUCUGAUCUUAUCCAAUAAUUCUGAUCUCAUCCUCUGAUUCUGAUCUCAUCCUAUGAUUCUGAUCUCAUCCUAUGAUUCUGAUCUCAUCCUGUGAUUCUGAUGUCAUCCUAUGAUUCUGAUCUCAUCCUAUGAUUCUGAUCUUAUCCUAUGAUUCUGAUCUUAUCCUAUGAUUCUGAUCUCUUCCUGUGAUUCGGAUGUCAUCCUGUGAUUCUGAUCUCAUCUUAUGAUUCUGAUCUUAUUCUCUGAUUCUGAUCUCAUCCUAUGAUUCUGAUCUUAUCCUAUGAUUCUGAUCUUAUCCUAUGAUUCUGAUCUCAUCCUAUGAUUCUGAUAUCAUCCAAUCAUUCUGAUCUCAUCCUAUGAUUCUGGUCUCAUCUUCUGAUUCUCAUCUCAUCCUGUGAUUCUGAUGUUAUCCUAUGAUUCUGAUCUCAUCCUAUGAUUCUGAUCUUAUCCUAUGAUUCUGAUCUCAUCCUAUGAUUCUGAUCUCAUCCUAUGAUUCUGAUCUUAUCCUAUGAUUCUGAUCUCAUCCUAUGAUUCUGAUCUCAUACUAUGAUUCUGAUCUCAUCCUGUGAUUCGGAUGUCAUCCUGUGAUUCUGAUCUCAUCUUAUGAUUCUGAUCUCAUCUUAUGAUUCUGAUCUUAUCCUAUGAUUCUGAUCUCAUCCUCUGAUUCUGAUCUCAUCCUCUGAUUCUGAUCUCAUCCUAUGAUUCUGAUCUCAUCCUAUGAUUCUGAUCUUAUCCUAUGAUUCUGAUCUCAUCCUAUGAUUCUGAUCUUAUCCUAUGAUUCUGAUCUUAUCCUAUCAUUCUGAUCUCAUCCUAUGAUUCUGAUCUCAUCCUAUGAUUACGAUCCCAUCCUACGCCUCUGUGUUGAAAUGCUUGUUCACUUGUUCCUGUGCAUCUACAGGCGCUAUCCAAACACUUGCGUGAUGACGGCUCUCAACCACGCCUCCAAUUUGAGAUUUAUGCACGUGAACUGUCAUCAUACCCCAAGGUCACGUGUGGUCAGUUCUGUUUUCUAGCAAUGUUUUGUUUAUAUUCAAUGUUGUUUUUAUUUUGUACAUGUUAAUAUGUUAGUUAUUUUAAAAAGAAAAUGUAAACAGCGUUUAAAUAUAUUAUGCCAGAUAUUUAUUCAUAAUACCUGUAAUGGUCAUUGUUACAAUUAAAAUUGGGGAGGUGUACACUUGUCAUUUCUAGGAGUGCUCACAGGACAGCUCAUCGUGUGAUGCCAGCUCAUUGUUUGAUGGCGGUCAAGUAUUUGCCCUGUCUACACUCAGGCAGCUUUUGUACAAGGUAUGUCUCCAGCCAUUUGAAAUAACAAACAAACAAAAAGGUUUGGAAACAGACAGGCUGGAAGGGGGGUGGGGGCGGCGCCAACCCUCAUGGCUGCCACAGGAGAACCUGUCACUCCGCAGAUCGCCGCAAAAAUCUAAUUUUUAUUUUAUUUUAUUUUUUGGACCAACUUUUUAUUUCAUGCUGAUUAAAUGUAAAAAUAAAUCUGAACACGUGACACCCACGUGUAAUAAAUGUUGAAUGUCAUGAUUUCAGAGUUUUACCAAGAAUAGCGUCCUCAGCUUGGUGAGGCUCAUUUUAAACUUGGACUCAAGCGAAGGCUCGGGGCACCUCAAUUAUGUAAGUGUCUGACGGCAGUAGAUGUGUCAGUGUUUGUAGUUAAUGUCACAUUCAAACAUCUUGAAGGCUGCGUGAGAUACAUUUAUUGAGACAUUCGCACAUUUCGGUUCAUCUGACGAAUUUGUUUAAACAUUUGAUCUAAAUGAAAUUGUUAAGUCUUUGGCCAAUCACACAGCUGUAUUCUCUGAGCGUAUGGAGAUAGAGCAUCGAAUUAUUCUAAGGAAUUUGUGUAAACUCUAUGUAUGGAAUGAGGAUGGACAAUUUUUCCAUUAUAAUGAGUAAAUAUUUUAGUGCUAUGUGCUAAAGUUUAAACUUUAAAAAAGAAUAAACAUACUUUAUUCCAGGUGGUUGUAGAUGAGAUCACAUUACAAAGGUGUUCAGAAUUCGGCCAACUGUACCAAGAACUCUGCCUUACGGCCGGAGAAAUCCCCAUUGCUAUUUAUAGAACUGAACUUGUAAACAACAAUAAAAGUCUAAAUCAGGAUCACGUGACAACGGUAGGCACCAGAUCAUACGUCAUCACGAAUCCUGUAGAGCACCUCAAACUGUUAACUGGUGACAUAAUGUAAGUAUUGACAUUUGACAUGACAUCAUAUACCUAUUUAAGACAAAAAGGUAUGGGAAUUGUGUAGUAUUGUCAAAUAUAAUCAAUGAGAUAAUAUAGGAGUCGGUCAAUGUAUAUGUAUAUGUGUGAUUGUUUAAAGAUUAUGUGUGUGGAUUCGAUACAAACGUUGAUAUCAUGGAAGUAUUUAAUCUGUGUAAAACUUCACGGCAUUACAAAUAUAACUAAACAAAGUUGAUUCAUCUUCUUCUUCUUCUAUAUAUUAAGGGCCAACGAUCAAUGUAUUUGAUUAUUCUGGCUCGCAAUGUUUCUGUGCCUGGUUUUGAAGAGGAUAUUUCACUGGUUGCAAGGGUUACAAAUGCAACUGAUAUAUGAACUUGGCUUUAUUUUGUUUUUGUUUUUUUAAAGAAGAUUUUCCAGCAAUUAUGUACAAUAUGUAUAUAUUAUUAUAUUUUUUACCGUUACAGAUACGUACUGCAGCCACCAUGACUUAUCCACAGCCACCAUGAGUUAUGGACAGUGACCAUGACCUAUCCACAUCCACCAUGCCGUAUCCAUUGGUCACAAUGACUUAUAACCCCAGCCAGCAAAACUCGUGAUCUAGGCUCCACAAGCCGUCUCUCAGCGAACAUCUACCCGUUCAACGGUAGAAGCUGACGACCAUCGUGACAGAGCGUAUCUUGUCCAACGAUGGUCGUGACAGAGUGUAUCUUGUCCAACGAUGGUCGUGACAGAGUGUAUCUUUUCAAACGAUGGUCGUGACAGAGUGUAUCUUUUCAAACGAUGGUCGUGACAGAGCGUAACUUGUCCAAAAAUGGUCGUGACAGAGUGUAUCUUGUCCAACGAUGGUCGUGACAGAGUGUAUCUUUUCAAACGAUGGUCGUGACAGAGUGUAUCUUUUCAAACGAUUUUUAUGACAGAGUGUAUCUUUUCAAACGAUGGUCGAGACAGAGUGUAUCUUUUCAAACGAUGGUCGCGACAGAGUGUAUCUUUUCAAACGAUGGUCAUGACAGAGUGUAUCUUGUCUAACGAUGGUCGUGACAGAGUGUAUAUUUUUAAACGAUGGUCGUGACAAAGUGUAUCUUGUCAAACUAUGGUCAUGACAGAGUGUAACUUGUCCAACGAUGGUCGUGACAGAGGUUAUCUUGUCCAACGAUGGUCGUGACAGAGGUUAUCUUGUCAAACGAUGGUGGUGACAGAGCGUAUCUUGUCCAACAACACGGAAGCAGAGCUGAUGUUUGACAAUCAUCUGAUGAAUGUCUAGUGGGUUUGUUUUAACGUAAAAUAAAUAGUUGAAUAACAUCCUUAAUUCUUUACAGAUGGUCUUAUU